GAUAGCGCUAGUUCAUUCGGAGACUGGAAGCCGCUGCUUUAAGAGAUUGUCUGUCCCAGCUCAUUACAGUCAUUAGUGCACGACAGUUUAAGUUCAGCUCGCUUCCUAAAUUGUUUGUUAGCUUCAGGUGAGGUUGUGUGGGCGCGCGCCGCCCGCCCGCCGAUUUCUACAGUAGAAGACAGGCAACGACGCCGCUCGCACGAAUCGCACCGCCGCAAAAGCGCAACGAACGACUUCAAAAUGUCCACAGGACCGAAGAUAGUCCACAAACAGUUCAACUCACCCAUGGGGUUGUACUCGAAGCAGAACAUCCAGGAGACUCUGAACAAGCACCUGCAUAACCUUGACAAUGGAACUGUUGGAAUCGACUUCAACAAUCCAUCCACAGACAAACCAGGGAACCUUGCCAACUCAGCAGUUCUUCGAAUGCUGGAAGAAGAAGAAAGAAGCAGGAAAGGAUACCCAAAGUUAGACCCAACUCAAGUCCAGGCGAUUUUGGAGAACUUGGAACAUACGAAACGCCGAUUUGACGACUUUUGGCCCCCAGGAACUAAGACACCAGCACGUACCUGGAAUGGACAAAUCAACUCCACUUCCUAUCUUUACCCACAGUUAUUGAAGGCUGCCAAAGGCCAAAAGAAAGUAGUGUGGCCACCAACGCCUGAAACCAACGGGUAUCAUAAUCCACAAGAGCAGCAGAGCCCAGGGUACAACAACGCGCAACAUUCGCCGUCGCACCCUCAAUACUCCCCUCAACCACAGUCCCAACCUACUCAGCCUCAAUACCAACAAACCUACUCCCCCCAACAGAACCAAACACCUAAUCAAAACCAAGGCCACUGUGAAGGCCGACGCCAGGAAGUCACAGGUCUGAGUAAACUACUCCCAGUUGGGCCCGGUGUAACAGCGGCCCCGGUUUCUCCUCCUUUCCGCCAGGCUCCUACAGGCCCAUUAUCCCCCUCUGCACAGCCCUACCGUCAGCAGCAAAGCCGUUGGGCACCCGUACCAGCUCCUAUCUCACCCCAGCCCCAGUCGCAGUACUCCCCACAACCACAGUACUCCCCUCAGCCACAUUACACAGAGCCACAGUAUCAGCCUCCUCAAAAACACUUUGAGCCGCCACCAACAACUAUCACUCUUCGUCCGCAACAACCAGUUCAUCAGUCGCCAUCGCCUGUCUUUCCUAGUCAACCUGCCGCAGCGUCUUUCCAAGGAGGCAUCAACAUGAGAGGUGACAUGAAAUGGCCACCACAGUCCGUGAAAGAAGCUGUAGCUGCAGAAAACUUGGCAAGACGGGAGUUGGCCAAAGGCCCGGCCUGCAGACCACGCAAGCUUCGUCAAUAUUCCCUUGCCGAGUUGCUUGCGUUGAACGAGGUCUGAGCGACCACAUUCGGUACAUUCAGGACUUUAUAUUUAUUAGUUAAGAGAGAUUAUACACCGUUCUUCUCGCAGCACGCACUCAAUCACAGCUAUACUAGCUACAGAGUCCCACCCGGCACGCAGCACUAUGAGGAACACUCAGGACGAUCAUCCUAUUAAUAUUAAGACUCCAUAACUGUCAAAGCAUAAAUAAUGCAUUCGAUUGGUUUUAUACCAAAUCAUGUCAUUUCUAUUUGUUUUAAAUUCAUUAAAUCUAAAGUACUUGUGUUGGCUUUACAGUAUAAAGUCCUCGAGCAAGUACCGAAUAUUAUAGGCAUAUUUUAUUUAAUCGUUUAGUAUAAGAUUUAAUUCAUAUAAUUCAUGUCACAUGUUUACGAAUUAAUUGUGUCAAUGUGCGGGCUAAAAGAGAAUGUUUUCGAUACUGCUUAGUAAUGCUUUUUUGUAAAGAUUUUAACAAUUCCAUAUUUUUUUAAACAGCUAAAUGAAACCAAAUAUGUAAUUGGCUAAGCUAGUCACAUUAGAAUCUUUUGUAUAUAAAAUGUUACUAUUUUGUAUUUCAUUGUUACUUAAUAUAAUGAAAUAAAAAUUAAAAAAUCCAA
Molecule: messenger RNA, 1979 nt
Organism: Pieris rapae (cabbage white)
Lineage: Eukaryota; Metazoa; Arthropoda; Insecta; Lepidoptera; Pieridae
Product: extensin
Exons: 11
Coding region: 241-1380 (379 amino acids)
Source: RefSeq, a predicted model, not a curated record